Messenger RNA from Paramecium sonneborni, 588 nucleotides. Lineage: Eukaryota; Ciliophora; Oligohymenophorea; Peniculida; Parameciidae. The record is from the annotation of a GenBank genome assembly.
AUGCGCAAUCUAACCCCUGAUAAAGCAUUCAGAUUGAAAAAACAAAGUAUAUUUGAGCUGAACUUUAGUGAAGAGCCAAAAUCAAAAAAAAUUCAAAGCCGAUAAACAAAUCAACAACCCUUGGAAACUUUGUUCUAAAUAUACACAAAAAAUAGAGUUAUUAAAUUAAAAGAAACCCAUAAUAUGUAUUGCAAAAUAUAAUCUCUUAAAUCAAAGCUAAUUAAAAUAUUUAAAGAUAAUAGAUAGUAAUCACCUCAUGAUAUGUUCACAGAUUAAAAAGGAAAAUAAAUUUUAGAUGAAGUAAAGGAAUCUCAUAUUCUUAAUUUGCAAGGGUUAAAAAGAAUGGUAAAUUCAAAUGAAAAAAAUCCAUUAAUCUUAAAUCCUCGAUACUCAACUGAACUUAAAAAAUGUUAUUUUAGAUAUCCUACUGAUGCUUUUGAAAAAAUAGAUAGAACUACUACUAUUUCUCCAUAACCUUUUCUAAGAAAGUAUUCACCAUUACUCAAACCAAGAGUAAGAUUUUCUGAAUAAUCGAAUGAAUUAAAUGCUUGGAAAACUAAAGAAGAGUCUACGAUAAAUUUAUUUUGA